Messenger RNA from Onychostoma macrolepis, 2834 nucleotides. It is a transcript of the gene neto2b, whose product is annotated as neuropilin (NRP) and tolloid (TLL)-like 2b. The record is from RefSeq and is a predicted model, not a curated record. Lineage: Eukaryota; Metazoa; Chordata; Actinopteri; Cypriniformes; Cyprinidae. The transcript is spliced from 10 exons. The coding region runs from base 214 to 1854 and encodes 546 amino acids. Gene Ontology annotation, molecular function: protein binding.
GGGGUUUCUGCGAACGUCUCGGCGUAUACAGUUUAUUUUGAUGCUUUUUUUAGAGCUUUCAAAUGGAUUUUUUCCAAUUUAUUCCAGGAGAGAGAUUCUUCUUUAUUCAUGAAAUCUGUUGCAGAGCCGUAUUGCGACGGUCUAACUUGAUGUCGUUGAAAAUGUAGAUAACAAACAAUCUCACGAGAGUAAAAGUGUUCAGUGAAAGUGGAAAUGCAUGAGGCCUUGGUUUUGCUUAUCCUGAUAGAGGAGGGUUUCGCACUGGCACAGAAAACUCAAGCUUUGCCUCAGAAUGUGGCUGUUGAGGAUAAGAAACCCGCUCACUGUGGAACUUUGAUUCAGACGGCAAAUGGAGGAUCAUUUAGUUCUCCAAACUACCCCAACACUUACCCGCCAAACAAGGAGUGUGUGUACAUCCUGGAGGCCCAUCCACGGAAGAGAAUCCAGCUUGUCUUCAAUGACAUCUACUACAUCGAGCCGUCCUUUGAGUGCCGCUUUGAUAAUAUUGAAAUCCGUGAUGGGCCGUUUGUUUUCUCUCCGUUGAUUAAUCGGUUCUGUGGGCCAAAGAGUCCAGGAAUUGUAACCUCUUCUGGACGCUUCAUGUGGAUCAGGUUUGCCAGCGAUGAGGAGCUGGAAGGACUGGGCUUCAGGGUGGAGUAUUCAUAUACUGCAGAUCCUGACUUUCAUCUACAUAUUGGGGGACUCUUGAAUCCCAUUCCAGACUGUCAGUUUGAAAUGUCUGGAUCAGAUGGUGUAAUCAGAUCUAGUCAAGUUGAGGAGGAAAACAAGGUGAAAUCAGGGGAAGCAGUGGAUUGUAUUUGGACCAUACGAGCUCCACCGAUGUCUAAGAUCUAUCUCCGCUUUCUGGAGUAUCAGUUGGAGAACUCAAAUGAGUGUAAGAAGAACUUUGUUGCAAUCUAUGAAGGCAGUAAUGCCAUUGAAGAUCUAAAGGCCAAGUUCUGCAGCACCGUUGCCAACGACGUCACGCUUGACAACGCUGUGGGCGUGGUCCGAAUGUGGGCCGACGAGACCAGCAAACUGAGCCGCUUCCGUAUGCUCUUCACGGUCUUUGCUGAACCUCCAUGUUUGGCCAACACAUUCUUCUGUCACAGCAACAUGUGCAUCAACAACACUCUGGUUUGUAAUGGUGUUCAGAACUGUGUGUUUCCCUGGGACGAGAGCAACUGCAAAGAAAAGAAGUCAAAAGGUUUCUUCCAACAGAUGAGUAAAACUCAUAGCACUGUGAUCGGAGUGGCAUCUGGUGUGGUCUUGCUUCUUCUCAUCAUAUCUGUAUUUAUACAGAUGAAGCAGCCGAGAAAAAAGGUCUUGAGCCGUAAGGGUUUGUUCAGCGCUGCAGAGAUGCAGGAGGUGCUGGAGCCUCCUCAGUACGAGCUCUUCUCCAUGCGGGAAGCGGAGCUGCCGGAGGAUCUCUCGGAGGAGCUGGAGAGUCUGCAGAAACUCCGCCGCUCCUCCAGCAUGUCCCGCUGCGUUCACGAGCAUCACUGUGGCGCUCCGAGCAGCGCCUCCUCCAUCGUCAUGGCAAGCAGGGCACAUAAUUUCUCGCACGGCUCUGAUGAGAUGAGUACGGUUGUUGGGGCCAGAGGCUGGGGCAGCUUCCACGGACGCAGGAGCAGCUCCCGCUCGCACCCUUUCACACACGACCCGCACGCUCACGCUUACAGCGCCCAGAGUCUGAGAGAGGCACUGGAAGAUGAGGAGCUGGAGCUGGGGCUGGAGGAACGGGUGAUGGAGGAGAUCGGCUACAAUGAUUUUAUCACCCGUGGACGCAACGUCAUGAUGGUACGUAAUCAUGCCAACCCUGUUCAACAGCGCUCGCUCUCUAUGGACUUCUGAGUGGAGCCGAAGUCAGCUGACACUUUAUUUGUUGUGUAAAAAUUCAAUAAUAUAAUGCAUAGCUGUAAAUGUUUGCCCACACCCUUCUUUUAUUAUUUUACAAUUUUAUUUCAAAGUUUCUCUUGUCAUUCUCAGUAUCUCCUUUGCCCUUCCUAUACUUUAUUUCAAGCCAAGUCCAGUAUAUAAAUAUUUUUUAUUGGUGUUAUUCUCAUUCCUCAAAACCAGAUUUAGGUCAGGACUGAAAUUAAAUUUUUAUCACACCUGCCUCCUACUGGCCAUGAUAUAGUAUUUUUUGCUAAUUAAACAUUUUUUGCAUAUAUUCAUGACCAGCAGCUCAUGUCUUUGUGUCACCAUGAGCCGGUUUGCAACUAGAAGGUUUUGCUACUAAUACAUUUUUCCACUUACUACCAUGUAAAGGUUUGGGGUACAGUAAAAACAGUAAUAUUCUGAAAUAUUAUUACAAUUAAAAUAGCAGUUUUCUAUUUUAACAUAAUAGAAUUUAUUCCUGUGAUCAAAACAGUUUUUUCAGCAUCAUUACUCCAGUCUUCAGUGUCAUAUGAUUCUUCAGAAAUCAUGUUGAAAAUAGUUCUACUGCUUAAUAUUUUUGUGGAAACCACAUACAUUUUUGAUGAUUCUUUAAUUAAUCUAAACUUUAAAAGAAGAAUAAAAAUAUUUUGUAACAUAAUAAAUGUCUUUGCUGCAAUUUAAUUUAUUUUAUUUCAUUAUAGUGUGUAUAUUGAGUUCUGGAGAUAAAACCACUGAAAAAUCAUCAGAAAUUGCUCUUGGAGAAGUAAAAGUUGUCAGAAGGCUUGUGAAUGAUUGCAUUAUUCAUUAGUAGAUGGGAUUGUGUCUGUAUUUAUUUGAUAUUGCUUUCUUUUCCCUUUUCUUUGAACCAAUCUGAUGUAGGUUGGAGUGUGCUGUGGUGUUUGAUGUUGUGCUUGUGUUUUUAGAGGAGGCAGUGAUGCUCACUGAGGUUUAUU